Messenger RNA from Clarias gariepinus (North African catfish), 2382 nucleotides. RefSeq names its product protocadherin alpha-8-like. The record is from RefSeq and is a predicted model, not a curated record. Gene Ontology annotation, molecular function: calcium ion binding. The coding region runs from base 1 to 2382 and encodes 793 amino acids. Gene Ontology annotation, cellular component: plasma membrane. Gene Ontology annotation, biological process: homophilic cell-cell adhesion. NCBI's taxonomy places the organism in Eukaryota, Metazoa, Chordata, Actinopteri, Siluriformes, Clariidae. The transcript has a single exon.
AUGAAAGACCGGUUAAGGAUACUGUGUCUGCUGUGGACGUUGCUUUGUAUUCAGAGCGUUUUAUCCGGCCAUGUUGUGUAUUCCAUUUCCGAGGAGGUGAGUCUUGGAACAAUUGUUGGAAAUUUAGCCAAGGACUUGAGUCUUAACGUUGCAGAUUUGGAGUCGCGUCGCCUUCAAAUUGUAUCCGGAUCUUCAAAGAAGCAUUUCGAUGUAGAUGUAAAAUCCGGGGCUCUGUUCGUGUUGGAUCCGAUAGACAGAGAGCAGCUUUGUCCGAACAGCGAACGUUGCACAGAGACUCUCGAAGCGAUUGUUAAUAAUCCUUUACAAAUGCACAGCGUGGAGGUAAACAUCCUUGAUAUUAACGAUCACUCGCCGAUAUUUUCAGGAAAAUCACAGAUUAUUCGUAUUGCAGAACUGGCGGCCCCAGGAGCUAAAUUUCCACUCCUUGGUGCCGAAGAUCCAGACAUUGGAAGCAACUCGGUCAGUUCAUACAAGCUGUCCCAAAAUGCAUUUUUCAGCCUGGAGGUACACACAGAUGCUGACCAAGGUCCUUCAGCCGAGCUGGUGCUAAUAAAAAAUCUUGAUCGAGAAAAACAAUCCGUCAUCCGACUUGUAUUGACUGCACUUGACAGUGGCAAACCACCACGAUCCGGUACAACGCAAAUUAUUGUGAAUAUUUUAGAUGCGAAUGAUAACGCGCCUGUGUUUUCUAAAGCUGUGUACAAAGUUUUGGUUCAAGAAAAUGUUGUUGUCGGUACAUCUAUUUUAAAGCUAAAUGCUACUGAUCUCGAUGAAGGAGUCAAUAGUGAGCUUACAUUUUCUUUUAAACAAGGUCAAAAGGGAAUAUCAGAUAAAUUCGCUAUUGAUGCAAACACGGGGGACAUCUCAGUAAUAGGCACAUUAGAUUAUGAAACCACAAACGCGUACGAAAUUCGUGUCGAAGCUCGAGAUGGAGGCGCUACACCACUCGCAUCUCAUUCUAAGGUCCUGGUGGAGGUAGGGGAUGUGAACGAUAACGCACCAGAUAUUAAGCUCUCAUCUCUUUUAGACAGCGUACGAGAAGACGCUAAGAAAGGCACAGUGAUUGCAUUAAUCACAGUUCAGGACAAGGAUGGAGGUAAAAAUGGAAAAGUGCGCUGUGUCGUGGAGAAUUUUCCAUUUGUAUUAGAGUCAACACAGGGGAAAUACUAUUCUCUGGUCCUCAAUGGUGCGCUUGACCGAGAGGAAAACGCCCUGUAUAAUGUCUCGAUAACAGCCACAGACGAAGGAGUGCCUCCUCUCUCUAGCACAGCUGUACUGACUGUCCAUAUUUCGGAUGUAAAUGAUAACGCACCUCGUUUCCCUAAAUCUUCAAUUAAUGUUCAUGUUAGUGAGAACAGUCCAGCAGGUGCUCUAAUAGCAAGUGUAUUUGCGCAAGAUAUCGAUUCAGGUGAAAAUGCUCAAAUAACUUAUUCAUCACUCAGCAAAUCCAACAUGCCUUUAUCUUCAGCUGUCAGCAUCAACGCUGUCACUGGAGAAAUUUACAGCAUGCAGUCCUUCAACUUUGAGGAGAUAAAAACUUUCCAGUUUCAGGUUCAAGCCACUGACUCCGGUGUCCCUCCACUAAGUAGUAACGUGACUGUAAAUGUUUUUAUCCUGGAUGAGAAUGACAACAUUCCAGUUAUUCUCCCUCCAUAUUCUGAACCUGGAUCAGUAAACACUGAGAACAUUCCCUACUCUGCUGAAGCGGGCUAUUUUGUGGCUAAAGUCAGAGCUGUAGAUGCUGAUUCCGGUUAUAAUGCUCUAUUAUCUUAUCAUAUAACUGAAGCAAAGGGAACGAACCUCUUCCGAAUCGGAACCAGUACAGGAGAAAUAAGGACUAAAAGAAGAAUGAGUGACAAUGACUUAAAAACUCACCCUCUUAUCAUCACUGUCUCUGAUAAUGGAGAACCUUCACUGUCCACAACUAUGAGUAUUGAAGUUGUGGUUGUGGAAAACCUGGACAGCCUGCAGCCUUCACUAAGACAAGUGCCAGUAAAGGAGGAUAAUUUUUCUAAUCUGAAUCUCUAUCUGCUCAUCGCUAUUGUCUCAGUGUCAGUGAUCUUUUUACUGAGCCUCAUCGCUUUAAUAGCAGUUAAAUGCUACGGGACAGACGGUGGUUUCAGCAGGUCCAGCGUUCCAGUGGUCACUACACACCCUGACGGAAGCUGGUCUUACUCAAAAUCUACUCAGCAGUAUGAUGUGUGUUUUAGCUCAGACACACUGAAGAGCGAUGUAAUGGUUUUCCCCUCGCAGUUUCCUCCUCCAGACGCAGAGCUGAUCAGCAUUAAUGAAGGAGACACUUUUAACAGGACACAAACUCUUCCGAGUACUACAAAGGUAAGGGAUUCUCAUUUUGUCUAA